GCAUGUGGGGUACUGUAUCUCCCAACAGGCCAGGAGCCUUCACUUCUUUCAUUUACUUUUAUGUUUUUAACUCCUUUAAUUGUUGAACAAAGUUGACACUGCUUUGUUUAGCAAAUUAGAUGUUGCUUACAGUUAUGGCUACAGUUGGUAACCUGGGACUUCGCAGAGAUUAAUUGAGCUACAGAUUUUUUUUUUUUUCCUGGUUAGAAGUCAGUGGUUUCUUGUGAUUUGGGAAAGGUGUCAAAGGUGUUAUGCCCUCAAGUUCUGAAGUUCUGGCUAAUGUGGUAAGAGAAAGCCGGAUUGAAGAGUGGAAGAGCAGCCACUUCAUAAGAAUGUCUUCCAAGCAAGCCACCUCUCCAUUUGCCAGUGCAGCUGAUGGAGAGGAAGCAAUGACCCAAGAUUUGACCUCAAGGGAAAAGGAAGAGGGCAGUGAUCAACAUGUGGCCUCCCAUCUGCCUCUGCACCCCAUAAUGCACAACAAACCUCACUCUGAGGAGCUACCAACACUUGUCAAUACCAUUCAACAGGAUGCUGACUGGGACAGUGUUCUGUCGUCUCAGCAAAGAAUGGAGUCAGAGAAUAAUAAGUUAUGUUCCCUAUAUUCCUUCCGAAAUACCUCUACCUCACCACAUAAGCCUGACGAAGGGAGUCGGGACCGCGAGAUAAUGACCAGUGUUACUUUUGGAACCCCAGAACGCCGCAAAGGGAGCCUUGCCGAUGUGGUGGACACACUGAAACAGAAGAAGCUUGAGGAAAUGACUCGGACUGAACAAGAGGAUUCCUCCUGCAUGGAAAAACUACUUUCGAAAGAUUGGAAGGAAAAAAUGGAAAGAUUAAAUACCAGUGAACUUCUCGGAGAAAUUAAAGGUACACCUGAGAGCCUGGCAGAAAAAGAACGGCAGCUCUCUACCAUGAUUACCCAGCUGAUCAGUUUACGGGAGCAGCUCCUGGCAGCGCAUGAUGAACAGAAAAAACUGGCAGCCUCACAAAUUGAGAAACAACGGCAGCAAAUGGACCUUGCUCGCCAACAGCAAGAACAGAUUGCAAGACAACAGCAGCAACUUCUGCAACAGCAGCACAAAAUUAAUCUCCUGCAGCAACAGAUCCAGGUUCAGGGUCACAUGCCUCCGCUCAUGAUCCCAAUUUUUCCACAUGACCAGCGGACCCUGGCAGCAGCUGCUGCUGCCCAACAGGGAUUCCUCUUCCCCCCUGGAAUAACAUACAAACCAGGUGAUAACUACCCUGUACAGUUCAUUCCAUCAACAAUGGCAGCUGCUGCUGCUUCUGGACUCAGCCCUUUACAGCUCCAGAAAGGUCAUGUCUCCCACCCACAAAUUAACCCAAGGCUAAAGGGCCUAAGUGACCGUUUUGGCAGGAGUUUGGACACCUUUGAACAUGGUGGUGGCCACUCUUACAACCACAAACAGAUUGAGCAGCUCUAUGCCGCUCAGCUGGCCAGCAUGCAGGUGUCACCUGGAGCAAAGAUGCCAUCAACUCCACAGCCACCAAACACAGCAGGGGCAGUCUCACCUACUGGGAUAAAAAAUGAAAAGAGAGGGACCAGCCCUGUAACUCAAGUUAAGGAUGAAGCAGCAGCACAGCCGCUGAAUCUCUCAUCCCGACCCAAGACAGCUGAGCCUGUAAAGUCUCCAACAUCUCCCACCCAAAGCCUCUUUCCAGCCAACAAAACCAGCCCUGUCAAUCUGCCUAACAAAAGCAGCAUCCCCAGCCCCAUUGGAGGAAGCUUGGGAAGAGGAUCCUCUUUAGGUAAAUGGAAAGGUCAACACCAGGAAGAGACUUAUGAAUUAGAUAUCCUGUCCAGUCUCAACUCCCCUGCCCUGUUUGGGGAUCAGGAUACGGUGAUGAAAGCUAUUCAGGAGGCUCGGAAGAUGCGCGAACAGAUCCAGCGGGAGCAACAGCAGCAACAGCCGCAUGGUGUUGAUGGGAAACUGUCUACCAUGAAUAAUAUGGGGCUGAACAACUGCAGGAAUGAAAAGGAAAGAACACGCUUUGAAAAUUUGGGGCCCCAGUUAACAGGAAAGUCAAGUGAAGAUGGAAAGCUGGGCCCAGGUGUCAUCGAUCUUACUCGGCCAGAAGAUGCAGAGGGAAGUAAAGCAAUGAAUGGCUCUGCAGCUAAACUACAGCAGUAUUAUUGUUGGCCAACAGGAGGUGCCACUGUGGCUGAAGCACGAGUCUACAGGGAUGCCCGUGGCCGGGCCAGCAGUGAGCCACACAUCAAGCGACCAAUGAAUGCAUUCAUGGUUUGGGCCAAGGAUGAGAGGAGGAAAAUCCUUCAGGCCUUUCCUGACAUGCAUAACUCCAACAUUAGCAAAAUCUUAGGGUCUCGCUGGAAAUCCAUGUCCAACCAAGAGAAGCAACCUUAUUAUGAGGAGCAGGCCCGGCUAAGCAAGAUCCACUUAGAGAAGUACCCGAACUAUAAAUACAAACCUCGACCGAAACGCACCUGCAUUGUUGAUGGCAAAAAGCUCCGGAUUGGGGAGUAUAAGCAACUGAUGAGAUCUCGGAGACAGGAGAUGAGGCAGUUCUUUACCGUGGGGCAGCAGCCUCAGAUUCCAAUCACCACAGGAACAGGUGUUGUGUAUCCUGGUGCUAUUACUAUGGCAACUACCACACCAUCACCUCAGAUGACAUCUGACUGCUCUAGCACCUCCGCCAGUCCAGAGCCCAGCCUCCCGGUCAUCCAGAGCACUUAUGGAAUGAAGACAGACGGCGGAAGCCUAGCUGGAAAUGAAAUGAUUAAUGGAGAGGAUGAGAUGGAAAUGUAUGACGACUAUGAAGAUGAUCCCAAAUCAGACUAUAGCAGUGAAAAUGAAGCCCCGGAAGCUGUCAGUGCCAACUGAGGAGUGUUUGUCUGCUGAAUUAAAAUACUCUGACAUUUCACCUCCCCUCCCCCAACAGAAAAGUUCUUAAAGAGCCCGCAUGCAUUUGUGGCUCCACAAUUACAUCAGCAGAAUGGUCUUAAUUGUUUCGUAAAGCGUGAGACAGAUUAAGUUUUCCCAGAUUUUUCAUGAACUUGAGUUUUUUGUCGUUAUUGUUAUUGUUGUUGUUGUUUUUUAAUUUAGGUGAAGACAUAUUAAAUAUGAGACACCAGGACUUGAAAACUUAUCUCAACCCAUAGCUGUCUUACAAGUCUUAUAUUUUGUCUUACUUUUUUUCUUUUGGAUGUUGAUAAAGGUUUAAGUUACUGUUUUAGAUGGGGUUAAACAUUCUCACUCAGGUAUGCUGUGCCAGCCUACAAGUUGUGAAUGUGUUUUUAUUCUGAAUUAUUUUAGAAAACAACUGAGAAUUUCAUAUUGUGAAACAGAACAAGUCCACGGCGUGUGCAGCUGCAUGUAGAGCAUAUUCAAAAGGCCUCAGAAUUCCAUUUUUCCAUGUGUAGAGUUAAACUUUGAAUGUGCCAAACUUUUUCAUAACUUUUGAAUCUUAAUAUUUUGAAAGUCUUAAAGGAGACACUGCAAAGUCUUAGACAAUCUUUGGCAUCUUAAAAUAAAAUAGCAAACCACACUUUUUUUUUUUCAGAAAA
This is a messenger RNA of Globicephala melas (long-finned pilot whale), 3544 nucleotides long. It is a transcript of the gene SOX6, whose product is annotated as SRY-box transcription factor 6. The record is from RefSeq and is a predicted model, not a curated record. Gene Ontology annotation, cellular component: nucleus. Lineage: Eukaryota; Metazoa; Chordata; Mammalia; Artiodactyla; Delphinidae. Gene Ontology annotation, molecular function: RNA polymerase II cis-regulatory region sequence-specific DNA binding; DNA-binding transcription factor activity, RNA polymerase II-specific. Gene Ontology annotation, biological process: central nervous system development; positive regulation of chondrocyte differentiation; cell fate commitment.